AUGCAAGCCCCACCGAACACCGUGCUGCUCGUCAUCGACGCCCAAGCGUCCAACUUCCUCCCUCCGCCCCUCGGCGUCCCCGACGGCGCCAUCCUCCUCCUCGCCCUCCAGCGCGUCCUCUCCAUAGCCCGCGCCGCCCGCGACAAACCGCUCAUCAUCCACACCACAAAUCCCCCCGACUUCUUCUCCUCGCCGCUCGCACACGCACACACCCCACUCUCAUCCCCUCCCGCAUCCCUCCAUAUUCCGUAUCCCCUCCCUCUCCGCCCGCUACCCUCCGAACCCGUCGUCUCAACCCCUAAAAACAACGCGUUUUCACAUACGCGGCUUUUCUCGCUCAUCCCACCCGGUCCUAACGUCCUCGUUGUCGUCGUAGGCUGCCAGACCGAUUUUUGUAUACGCGCGACGUGCAGUGCAGCGCUGGAUAGGCGUAACCAGGUCGUGUUGGUGAGGGGCGCACAUGGGACUUAUGAUAGGAUGGAUGUGCCCACGCCGGGCGGGAGGAGGAGGGCCGCUGUCCGUUCGCGGGCGCCGGUGGUGCAGGGGGAGAUAGAGGCGGAGUUGGAGGAGGCGGGGGUGGUGCUUGUGGAUGUGGAGGAUGUGGAGGAGUUGUUUGGUUGA
Stereum hirsutum FP-91666 SS1 is the source of this 621-nucleotide messenger RNA. Its product is annotated as Isochorismatase hydrolase. The record is from RefSeq and is a predicted model, not a curated record. Lineage: Eukaryota; Fungi; Basidiomycota; Agaricomycetes; Russulales; Stereaceae. The coding region runs from base 1 to 621 and encodes 206 amino acids. The transcript is spliced from 3 exons.